UAGAUCUGCUUGGACCGUUUACGGGUUAAUAAAUAACGUUGUUUUCCCAGAUGUGUGGUGCCAAACUGUGAUGACAACAGUAGCCAUUACGAGGAGAUCUUCACAGAGUGGGCCAUCCCAGAGGGUGACCAGUGUCAUGUCUGGACACUCAAGGACAACAUUACUGACCAAUGUCAACCAGAUGUAUUUUCUAACUCAACUACAUCUUGCUCACAGUGGGUUUAUGAUACAUCAUUGUUCUCUGCAACUACUGUCACUCAGUUUGACUUAACAUGUGAAAAAGCUUGGCUUCGUCCUCUUGGUGGUUCAAUGUACAUGAUUGGUAUGUUAGUGGGAGCCAUUGUUAUUGGUGAUUUAGCUGAUCGAUUCGGAAGAAAAAAGGCAAUCUUGGUGUCAGUACUUCUACUUGGUACUGGUGGAGUUACAUGCUCAUUGUCUCCUAACUACUACAUGUUCCUGUUGAUGCAGUUCUUCACCGGUGCUGGAGGCUGUGGCCUCGUUCUUGCCACAUAUGUCUUGACUCUAGAGUUUAUUGGUGGUAAAUGGCGCACAUUUUGUGGAAUAAUCAUUCACAUAGCACUUGCACUUGGUGAAGCUAUGACUGGAGUGUUGGCUAUCUUCAUCAGGGACUGGCGAUGGCUGCACGUUGCUAUCACUGCUCCUGCUUUCCUGCUUAUUUCUUAUAUUUGGUUAAUGCCAGAGAGUGUACGAUGGUUGGUCGCUGAGGGUCGUUAUGAUGAAGCCAAGAACAUUAUACAGAGAGUUGCUCGAGUCAAUAAUGUUGAGGUACCAAGACAUCUGAUGGACGCUCAUAACGUCCAGUCUCGUCCUGUUGAUGGAACAGUGUCAGUAACCAACAGUAAUAUUGCACUUGUGAAUGAAACUAGACAGGAAACACAGAUCAAGAAGACUGUUAUUGACCUUCUGAGAAGCCCUGUUAUGAGGAUAAGAUCCUUCACCGUGUUUUUCUUCUGGUAA
This is a messenger RNA of Cherax quadricarinatus, 978 nucleotides long. The record is from RefSeq and is a predicted model, not a curated record. Lineage: Eukaryota; Metazoa; Arthropoda; Malacostraca; Decapoda; Parastacidae.